AGGCGGAAUCCAUCUGGGAUGUACCACAUGCUUCUCCCUCCUCGCCAUACUGCACCUCUAUCACUCUUCCGCUAACCACCAUAUUGCGACUACGACCUCUUCAUGGUCCUAUCGAUAACAGUCAAACGACCCGUUCUGCUCUAUACCGCAGCCCUCGCUCUCGUCCUCUUCCUAGCCUACAACUACCAGCCAAUCUUACGCCGAUCAUCAUUCCGUCAACACAAUAUGACCCCUUGGUCUUCAAAGUAUGAAGGCUGGCAUGGUCGAGCGACAUUCCAUCCGUCACCCGAGACAUUCACACCUACACGAGAGAUACUCGCCUUUGCAGUGCUUCACCAUGCACCUGCCAUUCCAGAUGGAUUCACUUUGGCUCUCUUCAAGCCAGAUGUCGCUGUCGACGCCAGGGGCAAAGUGUUGAUUUUGAACCCAGACGACUUCACCGGGCUGUCAGAUCUGGCUAGGCAGACCCUUGACUUACCCUCAACGGGUUCGUUCAUGAACGCAUGGCGGAUUGCACAGCGGCGAACAGAUCAGCCCAUAGAACGGUUGUUUGUCCCUGGGUCUACGACUGCGCUUGUAGAGACGAGUGUGCAGGGGUAUGAGAAGGGAAAGACGGAGUUGAAGACGCCUGUCGGGGACAUUCAUGAAUUACCGGAAGUGUUGCACGAGUUGUUUGGAUUGAUUGCUGAGGCGAGGGAUGGCUAUGAAAGAGGGAAAGAGGACGAGGAUACGAUAUCGAAAGUGAAGGCAGUUUUGGGGGAUGUAUGAGGUAUAGUGUGAUGUCAUGGGAAAGAUGGCCGCGAACAACGGCAGGCAGUAAUACACUAUGUAGUGCAUAAAAUAGAAGUGUCCAUUCACAAUCCCGUGUAUUUUUUUGUCAGGUUGGUCGUACAGAUCGACGCUAAGAAACAUUUAGAAGUAUCUGGG
Somion occarium is the source of this 927-nucleotide messenger RNA. The record is from the annotation of a GenBank genome assembly. NCBI's taxonomy places the organism in Eukaryota, Fungi, Basidiomycota, Agaricomycetes, Polyporales, Cerrenaceae.